AGGUGCACACUAGUAAGUGUCUGAGGAAUCUGGGCAGCAUAGGGAGACACAGAAGGCACUGAGCUGGGUUUCAUUCCUGGCUUCCCAAUGGAGUUGUGUAAGUCUGACCCAUAAUUAUGGACAGUGUGGUGUUCCAAAGCACAUGUACCCCAUCAGAAUUUACAAGAUGGUAACACCUUUGAAGGUGGUAGUUACUCUGUCUGAUUUCAUCUUUCUAAUCACAAUAACUCACAUUUCCAUAAGGCUUUAAAGUUUAUAAAGGACUUACAUUAUGAUGAGGCAGGAAGUAUCAACACUUUUAUCCUCAUUUGUUAGAUGGGCAAACUCAAGUUUGGGCAAGGUUAAUUGACUUGGUUACAUACAGUCUGCACAUGAAGAGCAGGACAUGGCAAACAGGUCUUCUGAUAACAAAUCACACUCUAACUUACAAUCAGGGAAAUUCAGUUGGGAGGACUGGGGAGUCCCAAAGGAGGUUAGGUAUGUACAUACAGCUCCACCAGAAAACCCCUAGAAGUAGAGAGGUGAGAAUGGGCAGAGCAAGGAGGUAGAAGGGGGAAGUCCCCUCAUUACACAACUUAGGCCCUUGUAAAGGGACAAGAUUCCUGGGGCCAGCUGGAGGGGGGCAGAAGGAUGCCAAAUUGGCAACCGAGGGCAAAGCACCAGUCACCCUGCCCUAGUUAUGGUCCUGCACCCAGGUCAAGGCCCUUCUACUACUCCAGAAUAUAACCCAACAGCCUGCCUUUAGUGCUUACAGUGAAAGCCUUUGCUUUUAUUUUUAAAUUUCCACCAGUGAACACAUAUCUAUUUUCUCUCCCUCUCAUCUCCUUCCCAUCAAUGGAAAAACAAGCAAAACACAUUUCUGCAUUGUCCACGUCCAGCCAAGUUUCCUCUUUGCCCCAAGCCCCCACCUCCGGGUCGGGAGGGGACGGCAGACCCGAUCGUGGUCUCCGCAUCCACCAGGGCUCCGAAGACUUUCCAAGUUGCUUGUGUCUACACACAGCGCACUUGCUGUCACUGUUUCAAUUGUCCUCCCGGUUCUGAACUCCGCUAUGGGUCAGUUCAUACAAGACUUCUCCAGUGUCUCCGAAACCGUCCCUUUCACCACAAUCUUUGGUGGAACCGAGGAAGAAAGGACAAUCACAAAGAGCAGGCUCCGCCUCGUAAUCCACCGCCCAGUUAAACAGAACGGAUCCGGGGCGGGGGCGUCAAGGAGGAGGAGAGAAGGCCGGGCUUCGGAGACCGAAGGAGAGGGGGAGGCGAAAUGGAGGAGGGGGGAGGGGUUGGGGCGGGGCGCGCAGGAGCUCAGGGAGGUGGGAGCGAGCAGGACGGAACCUUUGCCCAUAGCUGCACCGCCAUGGGCCCUGUAAGCUUGCGUCGACUCCCGAAAACCAGGUGUUGAGAAGCCCCAGCCUGUAUCAGAGGAUUCUGCAGCCCGGAGGAGGCACGGACACCUCCUGGGUUAAGGAGACGUAGCCAGCGAGAGAAGGCCCCGCCUGCACUGCGCCUGCGCUAACCCAGGCUCGUCCUCUUCUCUCAUCUAUGCUUCGCCCCCACCCGGUCCGAAGGAGACCACGCCCACAGCCCUAUUCCCAGCUUGGAUUGGCUGCUCUGGAACCCAGAGUCGCCAUUGGUCAGCAUCAACAGGCCUAAUGUGUCAGGACCCCGGAGCCAGUAAUCUACCUGGGUUCCGAGGUCCUGCCUCCUCCCCCUCUGCAAGGGUUCCCAUCAGCGCUUGGCCUCCGAAACGCCUCUUCGCCGCUUAGUAAGUGGCACCGGCAUCCACCAGUAGAAAGUGAGGAGGCCGAAAAGCUCCUACUCCCUAGGACCUCGAUUGGCUCAGCAAAUGUUAGAGUAAGCCAGAGCAGCAGGUGCCCAACAACCAAUCGGUGAGGGCGGAAGAGGGUAUGAGGAAGGAGUGAGGGAACGGGGUGACGUGGCGGUGACGGAGACAUAAACUAAAACCAGUGGCGGAAGCCCGGGCCAAUCAACUACGCAGAGGGUUGGGCCGGUUCCCUCUUCCUAUGUGAGUGUUGACGACUUCCAACCCCCAGGACCAAUGAACCAGGGUCCGGAUGUGAUUGGCCUCCCUGCCACCCAAUCCGCGGAAUCUCUGGCGGAAGUGUCCCACCCACGUGUACUUUGGGGUGGGGCUAGCUGACCAGCCUGGGAGGAGCGCCAAUGGCGAGGAGCCACUGGCCGAAUGGCGGCUGCAGACACCAAUGGGAGACCUCCGACGCGGCGGCAGGUCCCGCCUCCCGGCCGCUGGACGGGCGGGGCGUGGACGUUGCGCGGCGGCCGCUGCUGCGCUCGCUCUGUGUGUGUGUGUGUGUGUGUGUGUGUGUGUGUGUGAGAGAGUCCGGGUGCUGUCGCUGUCGCUGCCGCUGCCGCUGCCUGCUGCGGGGCCGCCGGGGCCGGUGUCUGGGGGCGAUGGCGGCGACAGAGCUGCGGGGAGUGGUGGGGCCCGGCCCGGCGAUGGGUGCUGCGCCGGGCGGCGGAGGUUCGGGGCCGGCAGCAGCUGGAGGAGGAGGACGCGGCGACUCUGGGCCCGGGCCCGGAGUAGCUCCGGGCCCCGCGGCGGCCGCCUCGGGAGGAGGCUCCGGGCCAGGGCCGGGUCCCGCGGCCACGGCUGGGGGAGGGUCGGCGGCCGGCCCCGCCCCGGCUCCGCCCACGGGGGGCUCGGGCGGCGGGGCCGGGGGCUCGGGCUCCGGUUCGGCCCGGGAGGGCUGGCUCUUCAAGUGGACCAAUUACAUCAAGGGCUACCAACGGCGCUGGUUCGUACUGAGCAACGGGCUCCUCAGCUACUACAGAUCAAAGGCAGAAAUGCGUCACACCUGCCGAGGAACCAUCAACCUGGCCACUGCCAAUAUCACCGUAGAGGACUCCUGCAACUUCAUCAUCUCUAAUGGUGGGGCUCAGACCUACCACCUGAAGGCCAGCUCAGAAGUAGAGCGCCAGCGCUGGGUGACAGCCUUGGAACUUGCUAAGGCAAAGGCUGUGAAGAUGCUGGCAGAGUCAGACGAAUCAGGAGAUGAAGAGUCAGUCUCUCAAACUGAUAAGACAGAGCUGCAGAAUACCCUCCGGACCCUCUCCAGCAAAGUGGAGGAUUUGAGCACCUGCAACGACCUGAUCGCCAAGCACGGCACGGCUCUCCAGCGAUCCCUCAGUGAGCUAGAAUCCCUGAAAUUGCCUGCUGAGAGUAACGAAAAGAUCAAGCAGGUCAAUGAACGUGCCACGCUCUUCAGGAUCACAUCGAAUGCCAUGAUUAAUGCUUGCAGGGAUUUCCUGAUGUUGGCCCAGACGCAUAGCAAGAAGUGGCAGAAGUCUCUGCAGUAUGAAAGAGACCAGCGUAUCCGCCUGGAGGAGACCUUGGAACAGCUGGCCAAACAGCAUAACCACCUGGAAAGGGCUUUCCGAGGUGCCACGGUGCUGCCAGCAAGUGUCCCUGGCAGUGCCGGUUCUGUGAAAGAUCAGAUCUGUUCUGGCAAAGGAGAUAUGAGUGACGAAGACGAUGACAAUGAAUUCUUUGAUGCUCCUGAGAUCAUCACCAUGCCUGAGAGCUUGGGCCACAAGCGGACUGGCAGCAAUAUCAGUGGGGCCAGCAGCGACAUCAGCCUGGAUGAACAGUAUAAACAUCCGCAGGAAGAGACAAAGAAGGAAAAAAGAACACGAAUUCCCUAUAAGCCAAACUACAGCCUCAAUUUAUGGAGUAUAAUGAAGAACUGUAUUGGAAAGGAACUCUCCAAGAUCCCAAUGCCGGUGAACUUUAAUGAGCCUCUGUCCAUGCUCCAGCGCCUCACUGAAGAUUUAGAGUAUCAUGAACUGUUAGACCGAGCUGCAAAAUGUGAGAACUCCCUUGAACAGCUGUGUUAUGUGGCGGCUUUCACCGUGUCCUCCUACUCCACUACUGUCUUCCGUACUAGCAAGCCAUUCAACCCACUCCUGGGGGAGACCUUUGAGCUGGACCGACUUGAGGAGAAUGGUUAUCGCUCCCUCUGUGAACAGGUGAGCCACCAUCCUCCUGCUGCUGCACACCAUGCUGAAUCCAAAAAUGGCUGGACAUUACGACAGGAAAUCAAAAUUACCAGCAAGUUCCGUGGCAAAUAUCUGUCCAUCAUGCCCCUUGGUAGCAUCCAUUGUAUCUUCCAUGCCACUGGUCAUCACUACACUUGGAAAAAAGUCACCACAACAGUGCACAACAUUAUUGUGGGCAAAUUGUGGAUAGAUCAGUCUGGCGAGAUCGACAUUGUGAAUCACAAGACAGGAGACAAGUGCAAUCUCAAGUUUGUUCCUUACAGCUACUUUUCCCGAGAUGUGGCCCGGAAGGUUACAGGGGAAGUCACGGACCCAUCAGGAAAAGUACACUUUGCCCUUCUGGGAACCUGGGAUGAGAAAAUGGAUUAUUUCAAAGUUCUCCCCAGUAAUGGGGAUAAUGGGGGUGACAGUCGGCAAAGAAGCCACGAAUUGGAGGAAAGCAGGGUCAUGCUCUGGAAGAGGAACCCACUGCCGAAGAAUGCAGAGAACAUGUACUACUUCUCUGAACUUGCCCUAACUCUCAAUGCAUGGGAGAGUGGCACGGCCCCCACGGACAGCCGCCUGAGGCCCGACCAGAGACUGAUGGAGAAUGGACGCUGGGAUGAGGCCAACGCGGAGAAGCAGCGUCUGGAGGAGAAGCAGCGUCUUUCCAGAAAGAGGAGGGAAGCCGAGGCUGCGAAAGCCACUGAGGACGGCACUCCAUAUGACCCUUACAAGGCCCUGUGGUUUGAGAGGAAAAAGGACCCUGUUACCAAGGAGUUAACCCAUAUUUAUAGAGGAGGAUACUGGGAAAGUAAAGAAAAACAGGACUGGAGCUCAUGCCCAGACAUUUUCUGAAACUACAGGAACAAGAGGGAGGAGGAGCAGAGGGAUCAGAGGAGGACGAAGGUUGGGAGAGAAAGCCAGCCGCUCUGACUUCCUUACCUAGUGCUUUCCUCAAGGUCGUCUUUCUUCACCAAUCAUUUGUUCCAAAGCAAUCACCAGGAGCAGAAGCCCUGGGGGUGGUGAUUGAUUGGCUUCGAUGCCUUACCUGAUUGAACCCGGCAUUGACAUACUAGAGCCCUGUGUUUGUAAGGGAGAGGUUGGGGAGCUGGGGGUUAGCAUUAUUCGUACCUGCAGGUGUCUCUGUCUUAGACUCUUCCUCCUCCCUCUUACCCCAUUUAAGAUUAUGCCACCUCUAGUCCCAUCCUAGCAACAGUAUCUCACUCAGCCAAGAGACAUGUGAGGUGAGGGCGCGGAUUAGAGGUAUCUUGGUGCUGCCAAGAGCAAGCUCUGAUAUUAGAAGCUUCUUUUUUAAAAAAUGCAAGUGAGAAUCUCUGUGGGCGACAUCUGUAAUGACUGUACUUGGGGCUCUGGUGCCUCUUUUUAAUAAGAGUUCUCCAAGGCAGGCUAAGUUUUAGAGGGCCAGGGGGCAUGCCGUGCAUACCCAGGAGCUGACUGCUGUCAGAUGAAAUUACCUAGUGGAAGAGUUUACUUCUAUGUAGGAUGGGGGCAGCCACCAAAGCUCCUUUUAUUGUUGGGAGUUUGUCUUCAUCCACGUAGAACUCCCCUUGACUGCUCUCCGUCUUUUGGGCUACAUAGCAGCUGGCUGCCACUUCAGCCAUCGGUAGGAGGGGGCUGAUCCUCAAGGAUGAUAGUACUUGUAACUUUGGGGGCUGCUUGGACUUCUGCAGCUGAGAACUUUUCCUGAGAAGAUAAGAAGGGCCAGAGCAAGACUUCCAGCCAUUCGGCUCUCUGUAUCACUCCUCACCCCUACCCCAAUUGCCUUCUGUGCUUCAGCUUUCUCUCCUGGCGCUAGGUCGCCACGGGGUCUGUGUUCCGGUGUGGAGCAGAACUCUGCCUCUUUUCUGACAUAUUUUGGAAUGAGAGAGACAGGGAGUAAAUGAUCUCUGGAAUAAGUCUUUCCACCAUCUGUCUCAAGCCCCAUGGACUGGAGCCACCUCUUGAAUAAUUUGUUGAAUAUGUGUAUAUUAUAUAUAUGUAGAGAAAAAUCUAAUUUUUCUGUUUUGAUUUUCCUCCCUUUCAUUAAGAAUCUUUUUUUUUUAAUCCACCCCACUCUGGGACUCUUUGCAUUGAGCAUAUAUUGAUGUAGAUUUCAUGUUCUAUUUUUACACCUCAGAUGAGGCAGGAAGAUUUCAAAGCUGGUCAGGAU
This is a messenger RNA of Phascolarctos cinereus (koala), 6184 nucleotides long. It is a transcript of the gene OSBP, whose product is annotated as oxysterol binding protein. Gene Ontology annotation, cellular component: plasma membrane; perinuclear endoplasmic reticulum; cytosol. The record is from RefSeq and is a predicted model, not a curated record. Gene Ontology annotation, molecular function: sterol binding. NCBI's taxonomy places the organism in Eukaryota, Metazoa, Chordata, Mammalia, Diprotodontia, Phascolarctidae.